Molecule: messenger RNA, 5070 nt
Organism: Parascedosporium putredinis
Lineage: Eukaryota; Fungi; Ascomycota; Sordariomycetes; Microascales; Microascaceae
Source: the annotation of a GenBank genome assembly
AUGCCUGCCUUCAUCCACAAGGAAGGAAAGCGGCACGUCUCACUAUCAAAUAUUCGAGCUUACCUCGUGUCCGAGGCGAACGUCUUCUCUGCGUUCGCACGCUCUCCUUCCAUCGCCUCGCCUGCCAUACCACAAUCCCCGGUCGUGUCUCACUACGGCAGCAUGCACCGCAGCCUCAGUCGGGAGCCGAGCUCGCCGCUUUCCAGUUCUUUAUCAGCAUCUCACCAAAUCGCCAACGACUAUCUCGCUGACUCGACCGCCUUUGGUAUGGAUGAUUAUCCUCUUCGAGAUAGCGAAUUAGCGCUCGACAUACCCUAUGACUUUGAUGACGACGUUGAGGAUGACGACAGUCCCCCAACACCCCGGGCCUCUGCGCACCCGGAAUUUGUGUCUUGGGAGCCUCCUACCGGCGUAUCGCAAUCAACUAAUAUAAUGGAGACGUCGCCUCUGCCCUGGGCUAGCAUGCAUCGCAACACCGAGUCUACCCCCGCGCUUGAAAACCUGCACCUUUAUGAAACGGCACCCUUGGAACGGCCCCAGACCCCAGAGAGAGACCAACAGGUGUCGGAUAGUGACGGGUCGGACCGUGAACAGGAGGUUGAAGAGGAUCUCAGCAAAUCUCAUAUUUUCUCUCACGAGGAGGCGGAAAGCAUGUAUGCUAGCGCGUUUUCGGAACUCCCAUCCCAACCCUCACGAUCAAUGCCUGGCGCCUGGGACGACUAUUCAAAUCCAUCCGACUCACCGCCCCAGCCCCCAAAGCAGACCCAGCCUCCAGCAGAAGACCACGAGUUGGAUGGUGAGGACGAAGCUUUUGUGGAUCCCGAAAGCCCCUUGAUGAGGGCAACACGCCCCAAUGCCGAGCAGCCGCAUGUCACGGGUGAAGUUAUUGAGGCCGAGCAUAGACUUGGCCAGAGUAUUCACAAGCUACAGGAUGAUCUCUCAGAGACUAUCCCUGCUAAUGAUGCGAGAUAUGAUGACGAGAGCCAGCAUGGUGAAGAUGAAGACUUGGAGAGUUCCUUGAUUCGGCAAAGCCUUUAUUCAUCACGGCACUCGGAUGCAUCAUCCGUGGAAGAGGCACCGCAGCUCGAAGAUUUGAAUACGGGCCUAGAUGCGGAUGCUGAUCCGGAUGCGGAUGGACGCUCCGCCACCCCGCCUCAAGACCAGACGCCACGGGGUCCGACUCGAAUAGUGAAAGAGCUGAUUUCUCUCGAUAAAAUAUCCAUCCACGUUCCGCUACGCCACAAACAUAUUCAUGUGCAGCAGAAUUCGGGCAGUUCCGACGAUGAACCCAGUUACUCCGCCAAGAAGUCUGCUUCCCCUCAUCUUCCCGGGGCGUUUUCGACGCCUCAAACUGAGCGGGACGAAAGCCUCGACAUCUCCUUCUCGCCGAUUGACAUUCGCUUCGAUGCCUCUCUAGGAUUUCUAUUAGCCACGGUCGUUUCUAAACUUCUCGACAUAUUCAGCAGCGGCAGCGGCGCCCAGCAAUCGGCCACUCCAUCAACUCCCUCCUCUCAGCAGCAGACUGGAGAAAAUAACAUCGCCUCUCUACCCGAUGUUAAUGUCGCCUUCGAGCGCAUUUCGAUUAAUUUCCUACAUCACCUUUUAGGUGUUGCGGACACCCCGAAAGGCACUUUAACCCGAGGGUUUUUGAUUUUGACCAUCGCCGCUGCGGCAUCAACCACGGUCAUCAACCUCGGCAAGUUCCGGUUCGGAUACGCCGACAGCGACGUCGUAUCCUUUGAUCGCACGCUCAAAUUAGGGGCUUCAGUCCGCGACGUGUUUCCGCCCUCAGGCGCCGACGUCUCCGUGAAGCUCGUGCGCACUGGCAGCACGACUAGAACCGAAGUGACGACCUUGGCCCUGGUUGUGAAUCUCGAUCUGCAAAGGUUGGACGAAACCUUUAGCUGGUUUGGAGGUCUCAGCAGUUUCCUUAAUAUGGGAGGUAGCGUAUCUUCUGCUGCACCCACCUCAGUUCAUACGGUGGCACCUCCGACACCGGUCACUAGAGGAGUCCGGUUUGACACACCAAUCAACCCGAACGACCGCUCAGUAGCGGCUGACAACAAAGUCGAUCUAAGGACAGCCGGGUUUUACCUCAGUCUCGUAGGCAAGGAGUGCCAGGUCAGCCUUGAGACAAGUGCGGUGAAGAUGGUCAAGCGCAAUGAGGGCAUCGGCAUUGCCUUGAGCGCGAUUAGUCUAUCAGGGCCGUAUAUACGGGAUUCAGAUGCCCGCCCGCCCAUCACAGUCGAGGUUGAGGGGACCAGACUCGAAUUCCUUGCUUAUCCGCAAGACGGGGAUCUAGAGCGUCUGUUGAAGCUCAUCACGCCCUCCAAGGUGCAGUCCGAUUUGCGGGAUGACGAGAUCAUGGUUGAUACCCUUUACGCCAGAGGAGAAAGGCUCACCUGCUUACCUGGCCUGGGCGACGAGAUUGCCCGGCUCGCGACCGUAGCCAAAUAUCUACCAGAGGACGACCGGCCAGGCCUACUCACUUUAGGGAGGAUCAAAAAUCUUUCCUUCUCGGCGGAACUUGGUGGCCAGAUCGGGUUGCUUAAGGCAUCCUUGAAGGAGUUCGAGCUGGCUCAUAUAACAUUACCAUCCCUGGUCGCUGUCGGUCUUGAUUCGCUAGUGGUGACCCGAAACGAGAGCGAGGAGCUCAUUACCUCGCCCAAAUCAUCCACCACCAUGCAAGAGCUAGUUCUGAUUGCUCGUAUGAUUGGCGAUGAGAUUGAGCCGGUAUUCAGGCUUAGGCUCCAGGGCCUUGCUUUUGAAUAUAGAGUUCCGACUUUGAUGGAUCUCAUGGGCCUCGGAAAAGAGGCUACCCCGCAAGACUUUGAGGCUGAACUCGCCGCUUCCGUCGCGAACCUGGGGGAGCACGCGCACGCAGCGCUUCUCCGGCAGCAAGCCCGUUCCCCGGCCCCGUCCAGGACUAGCAAGGACAAGCAACCCGCCCCCAAACCUCUAGGUGUCGACGUCGUCUUCCGGGACUGCCUUGUGGGACUCAACCCCCUUGGACUCAAGUCCAAGCUGACACUUGCGCUUACGGACUCGCGAUUGGAAAUCAUGCUUCCCAAAGAGGACAACGCCCGCGCCGAGUUUGAGUUAAGAAAGGCCGCCAUCCUACUGAUUGACGAUGCUACAGCCUUGCACGACGGGCGUCCCGCUGCUCGAGCACGCGUCACGAAUGUGCCAUCCCAGCAAGUAACGGAGCUGUGCACUCAAGGCUUUGUCGAGAUCUGUUUCAUCUCCUCAGCUAAAGCUGUUGUGGCGGUAACGUCGAACGACGACGGGGAGAAGCAAGUUGACACUCUUAUUUCGCUAGCCAAUGGACUGAAGCCACCCACGCCACCGAGCAAGGAGAUCAAGUACAGGACCAAUGUAAUGCCGGUCGAAGACCUCCUAUCUUCAAUCUCCGCGGAAGCGUUUGGAAAUCCUGAGGGGGACUACGACUUUGACAAAGAUUUCGCCAUAGCACAGGAGCUUGCCGGCGAUCUUGAAGACGAUGCCGCUAGUGAUCUGAGCCAGUUAGAGUUUCACGAUGACUACUAUGGCGAGGUAGACGUGGCCGAGAAGCUCUUUGAUGCCACCGCAUCAUCCAUCGGGUCUCUGCCAGGGUCUCAAGACACGCACGCAAGCGACCCUCACAACUUCAACAGUAAGGCGAGCGUGGAUAGUGACCUGGAUGAUCCUCACCUUGUUGUCCACGAUGACUGGUUCGCGACUGACACUUCGGACAAGGGUACGGCGCAGGUAUGGAACUCGGCCCGCAACUCAUAUGACCGGGCCCCUCCAGAGUUGGUGAAGCGAAGUCCGCUCAAGGUUGCGGUACGGGAUGUCCACGUAAUCUGGAAUCUAUUCGACGGAUAUGACUGGGCACACACGCGUGACGUCAUCACAAAAGCCGUCUAUGAGGUGCAAAGCAAGGCCAACGAGCGCCGUGCCCGAAAUGACGGCUUGGGCGUGUACGAAGAAGAUUUGGAAGACGAGGAGGCUGUCAUUGGAGACUUCUUAUUCAAUUCUAUCUACAUUGGCAUUCCGGCGAACCGGGAUGCCCGGGACCUCGCGAGGGCUAUCAACCAUGACCUGAACGACAAUGCCACGGAGACGGAGUCGAUCGCUACGACGGCCUAUACAACAAGCACGGCGCGACCUGGUGGCGCACCGAGAUCGGGACCGAAGCUGAAACUCAACCGCAGCAAGCGUCACAAGAUCACGUUUGAAUUGCAAGGCGUCGACGUAGAUCUCAUUGUCUUCCCACCCCACUCGGGUGAAACGGAAAGCUCGAUUGACGUUCGUAUCAAGAACCUAGACGUUUUCGAUCAUGUGCCAACGUCUACGUGGAAGAAAUUUGCGACCUACGACCAAGAUGCGGGCGAGAGGGAGAUGGGAUCGAACAUGGUGCAUAUCGAGCUUUUGAAUGUUCGGCCUCUUCCCGAGCUGGCAGCCUCGGAGAUUUUCAAGGACGACGACGCGCCUGUUGUUGCACCGUCCCCGACGGACAUGCCAUUCCUACAAAGGGCGGAGGUCAACGACAUCCCUGUCAAGCUAGACUUCAAGCCCAAGCGGGUAGACUAUGCGGGAUUGAGGUCGGGGCGUACGACCGAGUUUAUGAAUUUUGUCAUCUUAGACGAAGCUCGCAUGGUGCUUCGUCACACUAUCAUAUACGGAGUGUCUGGAUUUGAGAGGCUCGGCAAGACGCUCAACGACAUCUGGAUGCCCGAUGUGAAGAAGAACCAGCUUCCCGGUGUGCUAGCUGGCCUCGCGCCCGUGCGCUCCAUCGUGAAUGUUGGCAGCGGGAUCAAAAACUUGAUCGAGAUACCAAUCAAGGAGUACAAGAAGGAUGGCAGAAUUGUCCGUAGCAUCUCUAAAGGCGCGAGUGCCUUUGUCCGCACGACAGGCACAGAGAUCAUCAAGCUCGGGGCCAAGGUCGCUGUCGGAACGCAUCUGUACGCAGACCAACCUAUCAACGUCAUUCAGGGACUGCGGGGCGGAUACGCAAGCCUGUCCCGGGACCUGAAUCUGGCGAGAGAUGCCAUCAUUGCGGUGCCUGGAGCGAAAUAUAAGAAGCGAUGA